Ipomoea nil (Japanese morning glory) is the source of this 1047-nucleotide messenger RNA. RefSeq lists its product as uncharacterized. The record is from RefSeq and is a predicted model, not a curated record. Lineage: Eukaryota; Viridiplantae; Streptophyta; Magnoliopsida; Solanales; Convolvulaceae. The transcript has 2 exons. Bases 160 to 900 code for a protein of 246 amino acids.
GAUGAGGGGUGUAGGGAGGUGGUGGAGAAAUCAUGGGGCGAGGGAAGGACCAGGGGGUUGCAGGAGUGUGUCACUCUAUGUGGUGAUCGGUUAACACGCUGGGGUGGAGACCGAUUCCAUAAGUUUGGUGAGAAAAUAUUGAGUUUACGUAAGGAACAGAUGCGCCUAAGGGGGUGUACGGAUCCGGUAUCCCUAGCUGAGUUUCGAAGACUAGAUGAAUGUUUGGCUCGUAUUGAGUUACAGGAGGAUACGUACUGGAGGCAGAGGGCCAAACAGCAUUGGCUCAAGGAUGCGGAUUCAAACACCAGGUUUUACCACAGUGGCACUCUUAUACUAUAUUUGGCGUGCAAGGAAUGGAGCUGUAUGGGAGGCAGCCUUGCCCAGGCCUCGGAAAAUAAUUGCAAUGGCAUCAUCAGCUGUGAAUGCUUGGAAAUUAGCCCAUCCUGGUCUGCGUUUGCUGGCCACCUCAGCGGCAUCAACCAGCCGGACUGCCACCGUGGUGGACAGCCAUACGACUACAGCGAUUUCCUCGGCAACUCCCAACAUUACUGCUGUGCAGAUUACACCGCAGCAGCCAACACCGAUCAUGGAAUUCCAACCCACACGACAUAUGAGGAAUCAAUGUUACUUCGAUGCGGCGUACGACCCACAGACAAACAAAGCAGCGGUAGGAGCUAUUAUUUUAAGUUGGCAAGGACAUUAUAUUUCGGCUAUGACUGCCCCAAUGAUAAACUGUUUUUCACCACUAAUGGCGGAGGCCUAUGCAUGCAAGGAAGUUUUGUCGUGGCUAAGAAGUCGCGAAAUAAAGUCUAUCGACCUCUUCACGGAUUGUUUGGUACUUCAACAAUACCUAUCAUCUAUGACACACUCGUCAAGAUCGUACUUGGGAUAUGCCAUUGAUAGUUGCAGGACUAGUAUCUUAUCUUUUGAUUGUUGUUUACUUCAUUAUGUUCCUAGACUAGAUAAUUAUUUAGCUCAUACUUUAGCAUCUACUGCUUUUACUCAGUCAACUAGUAUGUACUCGGACUAUGAUCCGCCAGCAUCUAU